Messenger RNA from Micromonas pusilla CCMP1545, 741 nucleotides. RefSeq lists its product as uncharacterized. NCBI's taxonomy places the organism in Eukaryota, Viridiplantae, Chlorophyta, Mamiellophyceae, Mamiellales, Mamiellaceae. Gene Ontology annotation, molecular function: calcium ion binding. The transcript has 2 exons. The record is from RefSeq and is a predicted model, not a curated record. Bases 1 to 741 code for a protein of 246 amino acids.
AUGCCGCGCGCGAGGCUGUCCGCGGCCGCGCGUCGCCGCGCGGCGUCGCUCGAGCUCAAACGCCGCCCUACGCCGCCGUCGCCGCGAAAGCCGACGCUGGCGGAGCAGUGCGACGCCGCGCGCGCCGCCGACGGCGACGUCUACAUCGCGUGCGGAUCCGCGCGGAUGUCGUUUCGAUCGCUCCUCCUCCUGCGCGUGUGCUUCGACGAGUGCGACGUCGACGGCGACGGGCUGCUGGACCCCGACGAGCUCUCCAAGGCGUUCUUCGACGGCGAUUCAACCCCCGGCGGCGGCAAAAGAGCGGACGACGACCGCGCGACGACCGAGCGAGCGGUCGUCUUCGCGCGCGCGGAUCGACCGACGCGCCUAUCGUUCGCGGACGUGCUGCGUUGCGUCCACCCGCGGCUGACGCGCGCGUCCUCCGCCGCGCUCGCGGCCGCGAUCGCGCCGCCGACGACGAGAGAGGAGACGGCGUGCGACGAGGCGGAGGAGGCGAAGGUGGAUCAGUUCUUCGCGCUCGUGGACGAGGACGGGAGCGGGGAGAUGGACGUGCACGAGUUCAGGUGCUGCGCGCGCGCUUUCAUCUCUUUGAGUGUCCGGGACAUGCUGAGACGGAUGGGGAUCACGGAGAAGGAGGAGCAGGACGCGUUCUUUCACGAGAUCGACGAGGACGGCGGAGGGACGGUGAGCUUGGACGAGUUCAAGGACUGGUGGUUCGGCGUCGGCGACGACGACGGGUGA